CCGCAAAUUAAGGAAGAACAUAAAAGGAAUUCGCUAUGAAAAUUGGAAAUGGAGUCGCUAAUUUCGUUGGGUAAAUGUUAGUGGGCUCAAGAUCAUCCUUAUUUCACAAACAAGCCUACUGGGUCAUAUGAUUCCACUGUAUCCCAAAGGCCCAUAUAAGCCCAAAAUAUGACCAAGCCCAAAUAAUAAAGUGGCACGACACCAGAGAUUCCCUAGUGUUUUUGUCGUUUUGUUUUCACGAAGGAACACUGUUUCCUCGGAUAUGGCCCGCCUUGGCCGGGAGUUUGACUCGCAGAUGGCGACCCGAGCCGAGAGCAAGCAAAAAUGGCCUUCUGUUUGUCUUAGAUCAAAAAGCUCUCGUGGCACUUUCCCCGAUUCCCUCAUCGUCGUACAAGAGACCUUUCAACGGAGGAGGAAGACAAUUUGGUCACUCACUCUUGAGCGCGACGUUAAAACAUAAAACCCCCUGUGGUGGUUGCUGCCAAUUGGCAUUUCCUUUGCACCCGCUGAAGCUCUCACUCGCCGAUAAGAUCAAACUAGUUUCAGCGACAAAAAAGGAGUAAUGGGGGAAACGAAUCAGAAAUCUGGAUCUCCCCAGCAGCAGCAGCAGCCUCUUCUGACUCCCUACAAGAUGGGAAAUUUCAGCCUCUCCCACAGGGUAGUUUUGGCUCCUCUAACCAGGAUGAGAUCCUACGGCCACAUCGCGCAGCCGCAAGCCGUGUUGUACUACUCCCAAAGAACUUCCCCUGGCGGUCUCCUGAUUUCGGAAGCCACUGGUGUUUCGGACACCUCUAUUGGAUACCCAAACGUUCCUGGAAUCUGGACUAAGGAGCAGAUAGAAGGGUGGAAGCCGAUUGUGAAUGCCGUCCAUGAAAAAGGAGGGAUAUUCUUUUGCCAGAUUUGGCAUUCUGGCAGAGUUUCUGAUUACUGCUUCCAACCAAAUGGCCAAGCUCCAAUCUCCUGUACAGACAAGCCUGUUGGAGGUGAAUUCCAGAUCGAUGGCACCAAAGCCCCAGCUUAUCCUGCUCCCCGCCGUCUUGCGACCGAGGAGAUAAAGCAAGUUGUGAACGACUUUGCAGUUGCAGCAAGGAAUGCUAUGGAAGCUGGUUUUGAUGGUGUUGAGAUCCAUGGAGCCAACGGGUACAUCAUCGAUCAAUUCCUCAAGGAUCAAGUCAACGACAGAACCGACCACUACGGUGGAACGAUGGAGAAUCGAUGUCGGUUCGCCUUCGAAGUUGUUGAAGCUGUCGCUAAAGAGAUAGGAGCAGACAGAGUCGGGCUGAGGCUAUCCCCAUUUGCAGACUACAACGACUGCCCCGAUUCCAACCCCGAAGCUCUGGGCCUCUACAUGGCUCAGGAGCUCAACAAGUAUGGCAUUCUCUACUGCCAUGUGAUCGAGCCACGGAUGAUCACUCAGUUUGAAGCACACGAUACCCAUAACAGCGUGCUGCCCAUGAGAAAGGCCUUCAAAGGAACAUUUAUGGUUGCAGGAGGAUACACUCAACGCGAUGGGAACGAAGUGGUAGGAAAUGGAGGUGCUGAUUUGGUUGCAUUCGGACGCUGGUUCCUGGCUAAUCCUGAUUUACCGAGGAGAUUCGAGCUGAAUGCAAAGCUGAACAAGUAUGACAGAAGUACUUUCUACACACAUGAUCCUGUUGUUGGUUAUACAGACUACCCAUUUCUUGAAGCUGCUGACAAAUGAAGUCUGCUGUUCCGAGUUUCCAUUUUUUGUUCACUCCAUUGGUAUGGCUGUCUCUGCUGGCGUAUAUCUGAACUUCUAGAAUAAACCGCCUUGUCGGAGCCUGUUGCUCCUUAACACUAGCAUGUAUCAACAACUCGUGCGUAAAGGAACAAAAUUGAUGGGUCUCGGUAUCCAAUCCAAAGUUGCUUUGAUUUAGAUCAUUUCAAUUGCCUAAGCCAUGGAUGAUCACUCAGCUUGAAGCACUUGUACUUCCCAUGAAAAACCCCUAGAAAUUAACUUCUUAUGGUUACAUUACAUGAGGAUACAGUCAACAUAAUGGCAACGAAGUAGUUGCUAAUGGAGGAGCUUAUUUGGUUGCAUUUGGACGUUGGUUCUUGGCUAAUCCUGAUUUACCAAGGAGAUUUGAGCUGUAUGCAAAGAUUAAUAAGUUAUAAAUGUAUUU
Molecule: messenger RNA, 2144 nt
Organism: Linum trigynum
Lineage: Eukaryota; Viridiplantae; Streptophyta; Magnoliopsida; Malpighiales; Linaceae
Source: the annotation of a GenBank genome assembly